AUGCUGGACUCAGAUCUAAAAUUUCAAGAUGACAUUUUAAAUCUCUAUCGACAUUUUGAUAACUUUGAAGAUGAUAAUGUGAUAGGAAUAGCAAGGGAACAGCAGCCAGUCUACAGGCACACGUUUUCGAGUUACAGAUUGAACCAUCCAGGUACAACUGUAGGAGAGCCUCCUCCCGAUGGCCUCACUGGAUUCAACAGUGGAGUUCUGUUGUUAAACCUAUCAAGAAUGAAAAAAUCUCAGUCGUAUAAUAAUCUCCUGAAAUCAGAUGAACUAACAAAGUUAGCAAUUGAAUUUAACUUCCGGGGACAUUUAGGUGAUCAGGAUUUUUAUUCUUUAGUUUCUAUGAAAUAUAAAUCUUUAUUCUAUGUUUUACCGUGUCAGUGGAAUAGGCAGUUGUGUCGAUGGUGGAGAGAGCAUGGCUAUAAGGACGUGUUCGAUCUUUAUUUUGAUUGUCCGGGGCAUAUUCAUUUAUAUCAUGGUAACUGUAAUACCCCAAUCGAGUGA
Helobdella robusta is the source of this 507-nucleotide messenger RNA. RefSeq lists its product as hypothetical. The record is from RefSeq and is a predicted model, not a curated record. The transcript has a single exon. NCBI's taxonomy places the organism in Eukaryota, Metazoa, Annelida, Clitellata, Rhynchobdellida, Glossiphoniidae. Bases 1 to 507 code for a protein of 168 amino acids. Gene Ontology annotation, molecular function: UDP-xylosyltransferase activity.